AGGCGCUCGAUUUGGGCUCUGACUAGCUAAAGAACCAGAGGUUCUUUCUACGACAGCAUGGGGGAAGAAGAAGCUGUUUGUUCUCUCUGUGUUGUUGAUCUUUCCUCGUCUUCUUCCCUGGAGGAAAAAUGGCAAAGCUACAACUCUACGUGCAAAAGUCCAACUAUCCUGUAGUUGGUUAUCCUUCUCUAGGUCGUCAUCAAACUUUGGAAGUUGCCACUGAGUAUCUUUUUGGAGCCCAGAACAGGAAAAAGGCGAAAGCAACAGCCAACAGCCGAUCAGGCGCUGAAGAUUCGCGUUCGCUCGGGGCACUUCUGGAGGAAGUGGCAGGUCAAUGGAAUCAUCUCUGUGAUCUUGUUUUAUCCAUCAAUGUUCGAGACUAAACAUUUCCUGCAGAAGUGCUGUGGUCUGCGGAACUGCAACAAUGCAAGGUUUAUUUGGAGAACAAUGAACGCUGAGAUAUAUCUUUUUUUUUUGGGUGCAAGUGUCAUGCAAAACACAUGUUCCAGACGUCUAGACGAGUCGCAGAAAAGGA
Panicum hallii is the source of this 535-nucleotide messenger RNA. RefSeq lists its product as uncharacterized. Lineage: Eukaryota; Viridiplantae; Streptophyta; Magnoliopsida; Poales; Poaceae. Bases 129 to 383 code for a protein of 84 amino acids. The transcript has 4 exons. The record is from RefSeq and is a predicted model, not a curated record.